Ambispora leptoticha is the source of this 1056-nucleotide messenger RNA. NCBI's taxonomy places the organism in Eukaryota, Fungi, Glomeromycota, Glomeromycetes, Archaeosporales, Ambisporaceae. The record is from the annotation of a GenBank genome assembly.
AUGGCAGAAUCGCGUCAAACAACGUUACCACCACAUGCGCCUCCAACAGAAAGUACACGGACUGGCUUAUACCACCCCACCCUUACAGAAAUUCAACAAGACUCUAUUUCUAAGCUUGCUGAAGAACACUGGGCUCACAAAGAUCCUGAGUCAAGAAAGUGGGAUGCCUCAGUGGUUGAGAAAAUUUACUAUAAAGAGUUGCAAGAGACUGGGUUUGCAACAAAGAAAUUGAUGUUACUAGAGUUUAGCCAGUAUCUUGAAAAGUAUUUAUGGACGAAUUUUGACGCGUCCAAAGCUUCGUUAGCUCAUGUGUUGUUAAUAGUCUUAAUGGUCAAUGAAAAAUUCAGGGAGCGUGUAUCAGCUUGGGAUAGCUUCAUGAAUAUGCCCGCACAAUUUCCAGAAUUCUUUAGUCGUGUUCUGCAUCUCUCAGUUUCCCCUCUAGUAGAUAAUUUGACGCUGCAAGUUCGCCGAUUUAUCUUGAUUUUUUUGAUACACGCUUUUCAGAGUUUAGAGAAUAAUCUUGUGAGAAAAGAAUGUUUACGAUUGGUACCUAUAUCUAUAUGGCAUUGUCUUUCUACACCCGAGAGAAGGGAGGCUGAAUUUCGUAUGAAUAAAGAAUUAAAAGACACUUGGGCGCGUGUUAUUAAAAAAUAUCGAGCUGCUGAAGGAGCACACAAGCAGAAAUUAGAGUUUGAAAGAUCAUGGCUAGCUGAACUGCUUAAGGGAUUCGUUUCAAUUUUAUACUCUAUACCAGAAACGGGACCUACAAAUGAUGAUGCUGUGGCUUACUGUGAACGGUUUCUGGAAUUUCUUAUCGAUCUGGAAGCCCAACUUCCUACCAGACGAUUCUUCAAUACUCUGCUUGAUGAUCUUCAAAUUGUUGUGCUGUGUAGAUUAGCUCCAAUAGUUAGACGCAAGGAAGGCAGUGAGCUUUUUUUGCAACUUUUGGAAACGCUAAAAUUCUAUGCUGGUUUUGAAAUCAAUGAUUUUGAUGGAUCAGCCUUGGCAGAUGACGAGAUGACGGCGAUCCAUUGUAAAAAAUUGACUGAAUUACAA